This is a messenger RNA of Ochotona princeps (American pika), 3377 nucleotides long. RefSeq names its product PLAG1 zinc finger (gene PLAG1). NCBI's taxonomy places the organism in Eukaryota, Metazoa, Chordata, Mammalia, Lagomorpha, Ochotonidae. The transcript has 5 exons. The record is from RefSeq and is a predicted model, not a curated record. The coding region runs from base 567 to 2069 and encodes 500 amino acids.
CCGAGUAGGCCGGGGGAGGCGGCGGUGGGCGCGACGUCGGCGGCGGCGGCGGCGGCGGCGGCGGCAGCUGCAAGUUGGGCUGCAGGGGCAGCGCAUACACUACAAUGGCUGCUGGAAAGAGGCGUAAGGAAACAAUUUCCAGGCCCGCCGCGUCCAGCCCGAAAUAUGAGAAAAAAAUUAUUAGAAAUUCCGCGGGCGGUGUAAAGGCGGCGGACGGGCCGGAGGGAGGAUGUUAAAGCCCCGCGGUUGCCUCUUGGUGCUGCCUUGGCUGUGUUUGGCACCCAGAAUGCUUCAUUUUAUCACAGUCUGUUAAUAAGGUUGCCUUGCUAGAGUUUGGAGCAGGGCCUCAGAUUGGCCAAAAUGGGAAGGUUUGGAUUCCACUCUCUUCCACGAAGAGUUAAUGGGACUGGCUAAGAUCAAAAUCUGAGACUUUUUCCAUCUGCAGUCAGUCCCCUUUUGCUUUCUUUUACGACCACAUGAAACUUGAGAAGCCACCUAAAGCUAUAUCAUUUAGUGGAGUUGGGCAGUUCCCAAGUGUCCAACAAGAAGGCCUGGUUUAGGCUGCGAUGGCCACUGUCAUUCCUGGUGAUUUGUCAGAAGUGAGAGAUACCCAGAAAGUCCCAUCAGGGAAACGUAAGCGUGGUGAAACCAAACCAAGAAAAAACUUUCCUUGCCAACUGUGUGACAAGGCCUUUAACAGUGUUGAGAAAUUAAAGGUUCACUCCUACUCUCACACAGGAGAGAGGCCCUACAAGUGCAUACAACAAGACUGCACCAAGGCCUUUGUUUCUAAAUACAAAUUACAAAGGCACAUGGCUACUCAUUCUCCUGAGAAAACCCACAAGUGUAAUUAUUGUGAGAAAAUGUUUCACCGGAAAGACCAUCUGAAGAAUCACCUCCACACACAUGACCCUAACAAAGAGACAUUUAAGUGUGAAGAGUGUGGCAAGAACUACAACACCAAGCUUGGGUUUAAACGUCACUUGGCCUUGCAUGCCGCCACCAGCGGGGACCUCACCUGUAAGGUGUGUUUGCAGACUUUCGAAAGCACGGGAGUGCUGCUGGAGCACCUUAAAUCGCAUGCAGGCAAGUCAUCCGGUGGGGUGAAAGAGAAGAAGCACCAGUGCGAGCACUGCGAUCGCCGCUUCUACACCCGCAAGGAUGUCCGGAGACACAUGGUGGUGCACACUGGAAGAAAGGACUUCCUCUGUCAGUACUGUGCACAGAGAUUCGGCCGGAAGGAUCACCUAACUCGACAUAUGAAGAAGAGUCACAAUCAAGAGCUUCUGAAGGUGAAAACGGAACCAGUGGAUUUCCUGGAUCCAUUUACCUGCAACGUGUCUGUGCCUAUAAAAGAUGAGCUCCUGCCGGUGAUGUCCUUGCCUUCCAGUGAACUGCUUUCAAAGCCAUUCACCAACACUCUGCAGUUAAACCUCUACAACACUCCAUUUCAGUCCAUGCAGAACUCGGGAUCUGCCCACCAAAUGAUCACAACUUUGCCUUUGGGAAUGACAUGCCCCAUAGAUAUGGAUGCUGUUCAUCCCUCUCACCACCUUUCUUUCAAAUAUCCAUUCAGUUCUACCUCAUACGCAAUUUCGAUUCCUGAAAAAGAACAGCCAUUAAAGGGGGAAAUUGAGAGUUACCUGAUGGAGCUACAAGGUGGGGCACCCUCCUCAUCCCAGGAUUCCCAAGCGUCAUCCUCUUCCAAGCUAGCCUUGGAGCCUCAAAGCGGGUCCCUCGAAGAUGGUGCAGGGGAUCUCGCCCUGUCCAAAAGCUCAAUCUCCAUCAGCGACUCUCUCAACACACCAGCCUUGGAUUUUUCUCAGUUGUUUAAUUUCAUACCAUUAAACGGUCCUCCGUAUAACCCUAUAUCUGUGGGGAGCCUUGGAAUGAGCUAUUCCCAAGACGAAACACAUUCUUCUGUCUCCCAGCUCCCCCCACAAACACAGGAUCUGCAAGAUCCUGCGAGCACUCUAGGCCUUGGGUCUCUGCACUCGCUCUCUGCAGCUUUCACCAGUAGCUUAAGCACAAGCACCACCCUGCCACGUUUCCACCAAGCUUUUCAGUAGGAUCCCCCAGUGGGGGGUUUAUUAUGGAUGUGUAGCCCUUGCCUUAGAGGAUUUUUUUUUUUAGUGCCUACUUUUAAAGACAGUAUAAAAGUUUCUGCUUUGUAUGAUACCAGUUUUCAUUAAGCCAGUAUAAGGUAGAAACUAGCUUUUUAAAUGAGCUUUGGAACCAUUUGUGUUCAGUUAUGUUUACCUGGGUUUUUUUUGGUCCUGAUUCACUGCCAAUUGUCAUAUUUUAUGGAUUUUAUUUCAUGUAGGAAAGCCAUUAUUACUAAAAAGUUUUGCAGAUCCCAUGUUGAAAUUACUUUCAGAUCUUAAAAUUUCCUUUUUGUUCCCAAUAACAGUGGCUCUACUUUUUCACAUUUGGCUUCUUACAUUUUUUGCAUUAGAAUGUAAAUUUUAUAAAAUCUAUGUGAAUAACUCAAGAGUUAAAUAAUUUUUACUAGCCUCUGAAUGGAUUCCUAAUCAAGUGUUUCGGGUGAAUGAAGAAUCCAGUUUGGGGCAAUAACACCAUAAUUUCAGAUCAGUAUAUUUUGAAGCCUUGCUAUUGUCUGGUUAAAAUAUUUACUGUCUUUAUUAUAAACAUAUAAGGAAAACAAAACCUAAAUACAAAGCACCAGUAUUCAUAGCAAAAAGAGACUCCUAGUAAGGUAACAUGACUUUCCAUGUUAGUAGUUGGCCCUAACUUAGAGUACACAGGAUAUUUUGUCAUUUUCAACCUUAGCUUACUGUCUCUCCAUUUAGUAAAAUUAAUAUUGUAUCACAUCACAAUCAGUGUAUACAUAGAUCUCUUUUCAUCUUUUCCAGCUUUUGCAGCUGAAGGUUGGAUCAGGUGCACAAGCAGUCUUACUCAGAUUGAUGGUUCUGUCAGUAGGGAAUCUAGAGCCAUUAUGGUGCUUGGGACAGUAGGUGUGUGAAUCCCGGAGCGGACUGUCUCAGCCUGUAUGGUGUGAGAGGCGCCUGAGGAGGGAGGCAGCCAUGAAGCCCCCAGUCAAACCCUAGAAGUUGUCUCGGGAUCACACCCUCUACCACAAGGAUGGAAACUUGGACUAUUUGAGGAGUGAAGUCAAAGCAUAGCGGUUACAUCAAUUCUUGUGGAAUUUUUAUGACAUUUUCUUUCUCGUAAGAGACAAAAACAGAAAACAGAAGUGAUGGCCUAGUUCCCCACAGUAUCAUCCUCAUUCAGUGUGAAUCCUUGCUGUUUUCAGAUGGAGAAUUUGAAGGUUAACACAGUGAUGGAAAACCAUUAGAGGAAUUACCACGAAGUUUUAAGUGACUAAAAUAAGCAUUUUAGUUGCCUAAAAAAAUACA